Messenger RNA from Cynocephalus volans (Philippine flying lemur), 2236 nucleotides. RefSeq names its product lebercilin LCA5 (gene LCA5). The record is from RefSeq and is a predicted model, not a curated record. Bases 134 to 2236 code for a protein of 700 amino acids. Gene Ontology annotation, cellular component: axoneme. NCBI's taxonomy places the organism in Eukaryota, Metazoa, Chordata, Mammalia, Dermoptera, Cynocephalidae. Gene Ontology annotation, biological process: intraciliary transport. The transcript is spliced from 7 exons.
AAAAUAAAUUCCAUGGAAAUGAAUAUUAUCACCAGGAUCUGAAGACUAUGAAAAUACUUUUUGGUGUUGUCAUGAACUCUUCUGGAGAAAAGAAUCUGUGAAAUUAUGUGAAUAGAGACCGUUUUUUAAAACCAUGGGGGAAAGAGCAGGAAGUCCAGGUACUGAUCAAGGAAGAAAGGCAGGCAAACACCAAUACUUUUAUUAUUCAUCUGAUUUUGGAACUUCACCACAGUCUUCUGACAAGUCAACACCAGUCCAUCUUUCUUCACCUGCAAGUAUUAAGGGAAAAGAUCCUAAAAGACAAAUUUCAGAUAGCCAAGUGCAUCACCAAGUCCUUAGGAAACCAAGCCCUAAGUGUCUACCGAGCAGAAAGGGAGUCCGAGUGGGAUUUCGCUCCCAGAGCCUCAACAGAGAGCCACUUCGGAAAGAUACUGAUCUCGUUACAAAAAGGGUUCUUUCUGCAAGACUGCUAAAAAUCAAUGAGUUGCAGAAUGAAGUAUCUGAACUCCAGGUCAAGUUAGCUGAGCUGCUAAAAGAAAAUAAGGCCUUGAAAAGGCUUCAGUACAGACAGGAAAAAGCCCUGAAUAAGUUUGAAGAUACAGAAAAUGAAAUCUCACAACUUAUUGUUCGUCAUAACAAUGAGAUUACAGCACUCAAAGAACGGUUAAGAAAAUCUCAAGAGAAAGAACGGGCAACUGAGAAAAGGGUGAAAGAUACAGAAGGUGAACUAUUUAGGACAAAAUUUUCCUUGCAGAAACUGAAAAAGAUCUCUGAAGCCAGGCACCUACCUGAACGAGAUGAUUUGGCAAAGAAACUGUUUUCAGCAGAGUUAAAGUUAGAUGACACCGAGAGAAGAAUUAAGGAACUAUCCAAAAACCUUGAGCUGAGUACUAACAGUUUUCAACGGCAGUUGCUUGCUGAAAGGAAAAGGGCAUAUGAGGCUCAUGAUGAAAAUAAAGUUCUUCAAAAGGAGCUGCAACAAUUAUAUCACAAAUUAAAGGAAAAGGAGAGAGAACUGGAUAUAAAAAACAUAUAUUCUAAUCGUCUGCCAAAGUCCUCUCCAAAGAAAGAAAAAGAACUUACAUCAAGAAAAAAUGCUGCAUGCCAGAGUGAUUUUAUAGAGCUGUGUACUAAAGGAGUACAAACCACUGAAGACUUCAACCUGGAAGGAUUUCCUAAAACACCACAAACAAUUACAUGUUAUGAAAACAAGUGGGAAGAACCAGAACGUCUUACUUUGAACGUGGAAUCCCAAGAGCGAGAUGAACAUGAAGAAGUGGGGAUUCUAAACCCAGUUGUGGAAAGAGAAGAAAAAUUCGUUAAAGGUCAAGAACUCCAUUUUGUAAAACAGGAGGUUGAGAAGCUGGAAGAUGAAUGGGAAAGAGAAGAACUUGAUAAAAAGCAAAAAGAAAAGACAUCUUUACUGGAGAAAGAAGAAAAGCCAGAUUUGGAAACUGGAAGAUACCAAAUGGAAAUGUAUCAAAUUCAAAAUAUUGAUAAAUUGGAAGAAGAGGAAGAAGAACAACUAAAGAGAGAAAUGCUACUUGCUAAGUUGAAUGAAAUCAACAGAGGACUCCAAGAUUCUCAGAAUCUAAAACGUCCUCCUUUGCCAUUGCUCCCUGAUUUGGAAUCAAAGCUGUCCUCUCCAGAGAGAAGUCCCAAAAAAUACAUGUUUUCUGAAUCCUCAGAGAGAUUAUUUAAUGGGCAUCAUUUGCAAGACAUCAGUUUUUUAACUCCAAAAAGAGAGAAUCAGAAUCCAGGAAAUAUUAGAAGCCCAGCCUCUCCAGAUGAGUUUGCAUUUGGUAGCUAUGUACCUUCAUUUGCAAAAAUAGCAGGGAAGUCAAACCCAUUUAGCCAAAAUAGUGGCCUUUUGGAUUUCCAAAGAAACAGUAUGGAAAAACUUAGUAAAGACAGCAUAGAUUUAAGUACAAGAAAAGAGAAAAAAGCUAAUCUGAUGGAACAAUUAUUUGGUACCAGUGGCAGCAGCACCAUUUCCUGUAAAAAUGAUGACCCAAUUUUUCUGGCUGCCAGUAAAGGAGACUUUGGCCCUCCAAAUAUUCUCCCUGGGGAUAAAAGCGGCAGGGGUAAAGAACGUGAUGAAGAUGAAGACUUUUUCUUCAGUGAAGGAAGAAGUUUUAAUCCAAAUAGACAGCGAUUAAAACAUGCAAACAAUAAACCAGCACUAAAAGCAGUUGAUUCUGUAGAAGAUGAAAUUGAAGAAGUAGCACUAAGAUGA